Molecule: messenger RNA, 2026 nt
Organism: Gadus macrocephalus (Pacific cod)
Lineage: Eukaryota; Metazoa; Chordata; Actinopteri; Gadiformes; Gadidae
Gene: crb3a
Product: crumbs homolog 3a
Exons: 4
Coding region: 716-1135 (139 amino acids)
Source: RefSeq, a predicted model, not a curated record
UUUAUUUCAAAAGGACAAAUCUCCAGGUUAGACCAGACAAACAUACUUCAAGGAGAGAUACUUAGGUAACCUAUGGUAAUUUCAUCCAAAACAAAACUCUGACCCACAGGCAAAACUAAUAAUGAGGGUGAGUUGGGGCAUGUGACUUGAGAUAUUCCUCUUUAUAGUGCGUGGUCGCUAGUCCUAUCGGCCUAUUUGCUCUGGGAAGUGAAUGACCGCAGAUCACUAGCCUUCGCUACACCUGCAUUUUUUCGACUUGCGCGCCAGGAGAGGUAAGGAACGGAACAAAAGGCUAUCUGUCCCGGGCCAGCAGGUUGAUACUGCGCUCAGGUACUGUAACAUGAGACUGAACCACGUGACCCAGGGUGAUUUGAACAGUAGAAAAAAAACCUGAAACCAACAGGUAGUCUAGUCGUCUACGUCGUAGAGGCGCUCUUCGUGUCGAAGGAAGGAUAAUCCAACACUGCGAUUCAACAGCUUAUUUUUUUUAAUCGAAAUCAGCGUAGGCCUAUUUGGAUUUCAAAACGGGACUAUGUCAGUCUUCUAUCAGGACUACCCUUUUCACGGUUUCGCAAAGUGCGACGGAACAACAUGCUUCAUGGUUGUGAUGAAUUAACGCCACUGCUGUAUUUCCUGUCUCUCGGAUCACCUGGAAGCAGCAGGAAUUGAAAGAUCCCACUGUGAAUAUGGGGCUGGAGGAUAUGGGCCCGAGGAGAUGACCUGGGUCUCUCAUUGCCCCGCUACCCAGUCUCUGCACUCCUGUACACGGGGAGGGAUGGCAGAAGUCCUGGGUAUUCUGGCCAGGCCUGGUCUACUGGCUGGUGCUGUCUUAGUUCUGGUUUUGGGCAGUAAUCCUGUUUUGGGUGUUAAUGCCACAACGACAAAGGCCCCCGCUAGAAAUGUCACAGGCGGGAAUGAAGACCAGGAACUCGACAUUUUGCCCAUCGUACUCCCCAUUGUUGUGCUGGGCGCCCUGGCCAUAGCGCUGGCGGUUGUCUUCUGGCUCCUCUGCGUGGUCAAGAAGAAGAGACAGACGGAGGGGACUUACAGACCCAGUGCCGAGGAGCAGUCGGGAUCACACGGCGUGGAGAUGCCAGACGCUCUCAAAUUACCCAAGGAAGAAAGACUUAUUUGACCUCUCUGAGAGCCUACUACUGCUAUACUCCGUCGGGACGAGAAGGUGGUGGGAACGUGAACGGGAGCAUUCGGAUACACGUGUUGUACCAAAGAUUGCCGGCUUCAGAAGGAUGCUAGACGUGCUCUAGCGGUUGUGGGACCAUGUCCCAGCACAGGUUGGAGGUAUCACCUCCACUGAGGAUUCCUCGACUGAGGAUUCCAAAGAAAUUCCUCUAUUUCUUUGAAGCACAAUGACAGCAAGGAAGUGAUUGUGAGCUGCCUGAUCAAGGCAGUGUAUUUCAAUGGAGUACUUCUGAAGUGGAUGAACUAGGAGCUGCAAUAGCCUUUGAUCAAACGGAAUGAAAACCUUUCAUCGAUGCUUUAGCUGCCUUCCUAUCGAUUAUCAGGUUACAGUAGGGCUUGAUUGUUUCUUCUUACAAGCUGCUAUUGUUAAGUCAGAAAAUACUAAAAGAAUAUGAAGAAAAUAUGGUAGAUGUUCAUGCUACUGUAAGGUACAGUAGAUUAUGAUAAUUUGUGAAUUUAAUUUGAUUUCUUACUUUUGAUUUUGUUCUUUAACCUCAAACACAUUUCAGAGGCCUGUUCGGUCCAUAUACUUUCAUACAAAUGUAUUCUAUCAUGCUAUUUAUUCACACCCCGGCUCCAUCAAUAUGCUUUCUGACUAAUCAAGUUCACGCUAAUUAAACAAUUGAAGCAACUUGAAUAGCUUUAACUGGAGAAGGAGUGAAUGUUUCCCAGAAAAUGUUGUUGAAAUUUAAAUCUAUUUAUAUUUUUUAUCCUAAACAAAUUUCAAGUUUAUUUAAACAAUUUCAUGUCUUAAGUCCAAUUAACCACUAAAUAUUUUACUGUGAUCAUGAAAUGUCAGUUCUUUUAAUAAAAGUGACUAAUAAUA